Molecule: messenger RNA, 2273 nt
Organism: Vigna unguiculata (cowpea)
Lineage: Eukaryota; Viridiplantae; Streptophyta; Magnoliopsida; Fabales; Fabaceae
Product: UDP-glucuronate:xylan alpha-glucuronosyltransferase 2-like
Molecular function (GO): glycosyltransferase activity
Source: RefSeq, a predicted model, not a curated record
UCAUUUGUCACAUUCGAAAGGAAAUAUCAAAGCAAGGAAAUCACACUCGGAGUUACGUAAAUAAUUUGAGAUUUACUCUUAUUUCCUAACUGCUACUGCAACUACUACCGAUCCUUACUCCUUAUUCUCCUCUUCACUAUAUUCAACUACUACAUAAUUCACACCUAAAUUGAUUAGUGGGGAGUUCAUUUAAAUACUUAGUCUAGUCCUCUCAACUCGAGCAUUGCUGAUAAUACUACUACACACGGGAUGCAAGGUUUGAGUGUUCAAAAGAUGCUGAAGACGAUGCCAUCUAAAGCUUUGAUCACCAUAAUCAAUUUUGUUUUCCUCACUGUCUUUCUGCUUGUUUAUGCCACUGUUCUUCCCCAUCCAUCUGACUAUUUAGAGAAUGCAGGCUCCCUUGUGAGGUGCUCCUUGAGCGAAUGUCAUCACAAGCAGGCAGAAAAAAACUUGAAAAUGAAAGCAGUAUUGGAAGAACCUAAAGCAAUCCAUCACAGGGAAAAAAAUGAGAAACGAAACAAUGUAGUACCAAGCUUUUUUGGCGAGAUGGGGAAAGGAACGAGGAUAGGAAUGGUGAACAUGGAAGAAGGGUUUGUGAGAGAAUGGAGCACGCAUGGGGAAACCACGACGGUUCAUUUCCAGAGAGUAUCACAGUUUUUGAACUGGACAGACUUGUUUCCUGAAUGGAUAGACGAGGAAGAAGAGAAUGAUGUGCCGUCGUGUCCGGAGAUACCUAUGCCAGAGUUUACACAAUAUGGAAGCAUGGACAUCAUCGUUGCGAAGCUGCCAUGCAGGUAUCCCGAAAAAGCGUGGAAUAGGGACGUAUUUCGGUUGCAAGUUCAUCUUAUAGUUGCGAAUUUAGCCACAAAGAAUGGGAAGAAGGAUUGGAGAGGGAAGACAAGAGUGGUUUUUUGGAGCAAGUGUAGACCAAUGAUGGAACUGUUUCCAUGCGACAACUUGGUUAAGCGGGAAGGUGAAUGGUGGUACUAUGAAGCUGACAUGAACAAGUUACAACACAAAGUUUCAUUGCCCCUCGGUUCCUGCAAGUUGGCCAUGCCUCUCUGGGAACAAGGGAGGAAGGAGUUGGUGAAGAGUGAGAAAAACGGUGAAAGCAGAGCGAAAAUAAAGCGCGAAGCCUAUGCCACAGUAUUGCAUUCCUCAGAAGCAUACGUUUGCGGUGCAAUAACACUAGCACAAACCCUCCUCCAAACAGGGACCAAACGUCACCUAAUCCUCCUCGCGGAUAAGUCCAUCUCCGUUCCCAAACGCAGGGCCCUAUCGGAAGCGGGUUGGAAGAUCCAGAUGAUAACCCGAAUCCGAAACCCAAGGGCAGAGAAAGGAAGCUACAACGAAUACAACUACAGCAAGCUCCGUCUGUGGCAGCUCACCGACUACGACAAAAUAAUCUUCAUCGAUUCCGAUAUCAUCGUACUCCGGAACCUGGACAUCCUCUUCCGCUUCCCGCAGAUAUCCGCCACGGGGAACGACCAAUCGGUAUUCAACUCCGGGAUAAUGGUGAUCGAACCUUCGAACUGCACGUUCGGCGUGCUGAUGCGGCUUCGCGAUGUCGUGGUUUCGUACAACGGAGGGGACCAGGGGUUUCUGAACGAGGUGUUGGUGUGGUGGCACAGGCUGCCGCGGAGGGUGAACCUUCUAAAGAAUUUCUGGGCGAACACGAGUGCAGAGGCAAGGGAGAAGAACGCGCUGUUCGGGGCGGAGCCGGCGGAGGUGUAUGCGAUUCACUACCUGGGGUGGAAGCCCUGGCACUGCUUCAGGGACUACGACUGCAAUUGGGACACCCUGGAGCAGAGAGUGUACGCCAGUGACGUGGCGCACCGGAGAUGGUGGAAGGUUCACGACGCCAUGGAGGAGGGUUUGCAAAGAUUAUGUGGGUUGACGAAACGGCGUCGCACUGCGCUGAAGUGGGAGAGGAGGAAGGCCAGGAGCAUGGGCUUUUCUGAUGGACAUUGGAAAAUCAAUAUCACCGAUCCCAGACGAUUUACCCCUCUUCUCAUCCAUUAGGGAUGACAAUGUGGACUUGUUCCAGUGGGAUGACUCGCAAGCUUAUCGAAAAAAUCUGGUUUGCGCAUAUUCACAGUUUGUGCGGAUGGGCCUGCAACACAUAAAAAAAAAAAAACUUUCACUUAUAUAUAUUGAUUACAUAACUUUAGAUUUCUGGAUGAACGUUUCAAAUUUUGGUAUGAGUAGAAAAAACAAGUGUUAUGUAUUGUAGGAUAUGCUAAAAUUUGAAGAAUACGUGUAUGUCAAAGUAC